AUGGGAAUAACGACUCGACGUUUGUCCUCGGAGCAGCGACGCGACGGUCAUUCAAUCAUCGUCGGUCGGUCGGUCGACCAGUGGUCAGCAGUUCCAAAACCGCCGCCGUCGACUAUGACGAAAGGCGAAAGCCGCUGCGUGCCGUUCCCCUUUCAGUACUUAGUCGUUCGAAUUAAUGAACCGACAUUAUGGCUGAAAAAAUCAAUCAACGCCGCCAUCGCCGUUUCCUCCUUACUGUCUCGUCGCCUCGCUCCUCCGGCGGUGCCGCCUCGGCGACGGGCAUUCAUCACAGAGAGGUGA
Messenger RNA from Soboliphyme baturini, 300 nucleotides. The record is from the annotation of a GenBank genome assembly. NCBI's taxonomy places the organism in Eukaryota, Metazoa, Nematoda, Enoplea, Dioctophymatida, Soboliphymatidae.